AAAUUCAAAUGUCGGAUAUCAGUGUAUGCAUGUUAACAGUUGUUACUAUACAUCAUUUGCUUUCUUAUUCUGAAAUUUCUAUAUCAUUCAAAGAAACACACUACGUUGCGUGUUUUGAUGCGUCAUAUGGAUGAUUUAUUUAAUCGUGAUUAAUCGUGGUUGUGUGUACGCGUGUGUAACAGAAUGGCUAUCAGCGCGUCCUUUUAUCGAAAUGUUUUUUUACUAAAUCAAUUGGUUCCACCGAACGAUAACUUUAAAAAACAUUUUCGUGAAGGAAUGUUUGAUAAACCAAAUACCGCAGGAUUUAUACACGUUACUCAUUACUUACUAACUAUAUGUGAUGCUGAACGUUUUAGAAAACUAGUUGAAUGGCCAGUGGUCUGUAAAAAAACAGAAGCAAAGUAUCGUAAUGAUGUUAAAGAUUAUCUAAAUAUCAUAUCAUUAGAGAAUCCUGAUAUAGCAUUCCCUUGUGUACUUUCCACAUAUUUGCAUCAUGCAAGUGGUACCAAGUUCGUAAUCAUAAUGUGGAAAUUAUCUCAGCUUACACUAAGAAGAUAUAUUAUGCGUAAUGAAGAAGAAGUUUCAUUUGCACCCAUGCCAGGAUAUAUAGAUGAUCUUACCAAAACUUAUCUACAACAGUCCAAGGCAAAUAUUAACCGCAAUAUAGCAAGUCAUCAUAGAAGUUGUUUACAAAUGGAGAAAGCUGCUAAUUUUGCACUGGCAGAGGAGAAAGAAGAGCUGGCCAAAAUCAAAACUAAACUAUUUGAUACGAAACAAUCUCUGACAAAAUACAUAGCUGAAGCCUCUGUUGCUAUAUCCAUAAAACAGCGUCUAGCAGAUGUUGAAGACUCAGAAGUUAUUGAAAUGUGGAGAAAUAGUUUAAAUGAGAGUAUUUGUUAUAUACGAAAACGAGUUGGAAUAUUGCAGGACCUGGAAAAAGUAUGUGAAAAUAUAAAUGGUAUAAUAUCCAAUUUAUUAAACAAUGCAAAGAUAUUAAAUUGUAAACAGUUGGAGAAAAUUAAUUGUUCUAUGAUAUCAGAGUUGCCACUUCCACCUGUUGUUCAGUGUUGUCUUUAUAAAUUAUAUGAUGAUGAUAAAUUGAUAUUUAACAACUUUAUUUCCUUGUUCACUUUGAUACUGUGCCAAGUAUAUCAAUCUCUGAAGAAAGGUCACUUGGUAGACUUCUCACAAUAUCUCUUGCAAGUGCAAGCAAGUACAGAAGACAUGAAAUCUAUGCACAAUGUGUUCAAAUCUUUCUUAACAAAUGUAAUAAAUUAUACAGAAGAAACAGAGAAUAUUUUAUGUGAGAAAAAUACAACACAUAUAAUUGGGGAAACCUUACUGCCUCUUGCGAAGAGUGUUCUUCUCAUGCCAUCACCUCUUAUUAAAAUUAAUAUUAAUUAUGCAGACGAAAAGAAUGAUUUGCAUAAAUUAUUGCAAUUUACUCCAGGAGAAAUUACACAUAAAUCAUUGUUCUCAAGAUAUACACGAUACAAACAAAAUCAUACUCCGGAUUUAAGAACGAACUUAUUUGUAUCGCGUAUCGACAUCAAUGAUACAAUAUUGAGUAAUAACGAGAAACAAAACUCAAGUAUACGUUUUAUAACACCUAAUGUGAAUAGAUUGCAUAAACGAACAAUCGGGAAGUACUCCCGGCUCUUCUCCACGUGUAUAAAUAGAAAUAUAAAAGCCAACUGUAGCAUGGUAUCUCUACCAUCUACUAUGCAAGCCAAUUCUUUCAUCAUCGGAAACACAACAGGGAAAAUAUCCCAUUUAUGGGAUCACAAUUUAGAUAUUACAGCAAGGAGUUUAUUUAAUUUGAGUGAAAAGCCUCUCACAACUAUACAGUGCACUCCGACGAAACAGAGCACAUUGCAAGAUACAAUUGAAAAAACCACAGACGUAUUCGAUCGUGACUUCAAAAUAACCAAGCCUGAGCUGGAUGAAUUAACAGAGGUAGAAUUUGUCAAUGAUAACAGUGUAAUUGUAAAACAAGAAAGUACAUCGAGAAGACGUUCUAUCAGCGACUUAGUGGAACGUUACAAAAAAGUGUUAGAAACCAGUAAUUGUGCUAUAAUGAAAUUUCAAAAAGAAUGUAUGGCGUAUGAAACAGAGUAACAAAGAGAAAAGAAAUAAAGAUAUUGCGACAAUACGAAGGUGAAUAAAUUUCUCAUAUCUAUAAAGUUGCUAUAAAAGUUGAAGCAAAAUUUAUAAAUUACAUCUGUUAAUAGAAAAUCACAAUAAAUGAGAAAUUUGGUUAGGAAAGUUCGUUGUUUAUUAGUUAUUCAUUAAAAUUAAAAGAUAACAAAGGUGAAGGUUUUAACAUUUUUUUUGGCAUACAAUAUUUCAUAGAAAUAAAUAAUUCAGUACGUUUAUGGGAAAAUACAUAUGAUAUUAUGCUUCGUAUUAUGCUUUGUUUCUACAAAUAGUUUGCAUAGUUUUAGAGUAAGAAACUGACUAUUAACAUUAUUCUUAAGGUCUGCUAUAGACUCGAAAAUUACGUGAAGAAAAAUUAAACAAUUUAUUUUGAGCGUCUUGGUAUAAUUUUUUUCUUAAAAGCAGAAUCAAUUACAUAUGAACUAAAGUUAUCUGUUUCUAGUGGUAGAAUUCACUGUAUAUUUUUUAUAAUAUAUUGUAUACAGGGUAAUAUUCAUAUGAAUUAAUUGAUAUAAUUAUCUGCACAAUCUGAAUUAUUUUGUUUUAAAACUUUGCAAAGAAUUACAUUGAUUAUUUUAUAUAAAUCACCCUGUAUAU
Harpegnathos saltator (Jerdon's jumping ant) is the source of this 2754-nucleotide messenger RNA. RefSeq lists its product as uncharacterized. The record is from RefSeq and is a predicted model, not a curated record. The transcript has 8 exons. Lineage: Eukaryota; Metazoa; Arthropoda; Insecta; Hymenoptera; Formicidae. Gene Ontology annotation, biological process: spindle assembly. Bases 184 to 2118 code for a protein of 644 amino acids. Gene Ontology annotation, molecular function: microtubule binding. Gene Ontology annotation, cellular component: HAUS complex; mitotic spindle microtubule.